AUGCGGCCCCGCGCUGCCCUCGCUGGCGACGCGCAGAAGACUGAGACCAAAGAGGAAUUUGUUAAAAUUAGAAGGAGGGAUUUGGAAAGGCUGACAACUGAGGUUAUGCAAUUGCGGGAUUUCUUACCCAGAAUAAUAAAUGGGGAUAUCCUUGGGACGUUCCAGAAACUGGAUGCUAUCGAAUCAAACAUGGAGAAAAAGGAGGAGGAAAUAGAGCAGCUGAAAAUGGAUUGUGGACACUUCAGAGCCCGUCUGGAAACAGCCCAAGCAGAUUGCAUGAGAGAGAAGAAGGAGAAACUGCACCUCCGCCAGCAGCUGAAUGAAGCCAAGCAACAACUCCUGCAGCAAGCAGAGUAUUGCACAGAAAUGGGUGCAGCGGUGUGUACGUUGUUGUGGGGUGUAUCUAGCAAUGAGGAAGCUGUUAAAACCAUUCUAGGAGGAAGUAAAGCAGUAAAGUUUUUCACAAUCACUGCACAGACCAUGGAGAGCUUUGUGAAGUCAUUAAGUGAAGACAUGAAACAGCAGGAUUUGGAUUCUGACGAAAAUCAGUUUGUAUUAGCUUUGGCAGGGAUUGUAACAAAUGUGGCUGCACUGGCAUGUGGCCGUGAGUUCUUGGUUAGCUCAAGUCGUGAAUUACUGGACACAAUGAUGCGCCUCCUGGGAGACAUGAAGCCAGGACUCUUUACCAAAUUUAAAGUGCUAAUGCUAAUGUCACUUUACAAUGUGAGUAUCAACUUGAAAGGCUUGAAGUACAUCAGUGGAAGUCCAGGUUUUAUCCCUUUGCUUUGGUGGCUAUUGGAUGGUAAGUUGCUUGUCACCUUGAUACAGUGUGGAAUUCAGAGAGACUAUGUCAGUGACAUUUCUCAUCUAUCGUGGGAAAUCGCUCCAGACCCAGAUACAGAAGUUUGUCUUCAUGCUCUGCGGCUCCUUCAGUCAGUGAUUCUGGAGCCAGAAGUAUUAGCCAAGUCGUCCUCUGAGAUGCGGGACACUUUGCCAUUUCAGCGGAUCAUUGCGCUGUCCAAGAGCCGCAAUGCAGAUCUGCAAGCACUUGCAAGAGAACUACUUGAAGAUCUUAAAAUACUCGAGUAUGAAGCAUAG
This is a messenger RNA of Colius striatus (speckled mousebird), 1098 nucleotides long. RefSeq names its product heat shock transcription factor 2 binding protein (gene HSF2BP). Gene Ontology annotation, cellular component: cytosol. Lineage: Eukaryota; Metazoa; Chordata; Aves; Coliiformes; Coliidae. The record is from RefSeq and is a predicted model, not a curated record.